AUGGCUGCCAAUGUUUCUGAAUCACCUGGCCAGCCACCAGGAAGAGUCAUUGGUGGCAGAAGCCAUUCACCUCCUCGUCAGAUGACAACUAAAGAACCUCAUGAGAAAACUAAGACAACUACCAACCACACUGCCAAGGAUAAACGAUCAAAAGAUCGUCAGUUAACCCCUUCCACAUGCAGCCAACCUAAAGCCAAGCGAAGGUUGGAGUCAGCAGAAGGACAUGAUGACAGUACCACUGAUCCUAAACUGGAGACUCUCUGCAGAAAGAAGUUCAAGCCAAUUGCUCCCAAACCCACGGACCACCAUCAGUCGGUCGUCACAGCCACUGUCCCCAUCAAGGAUGUCACUUAUACAGACCAUUUGACUAAAGGGGGCUGCAAGAAUGGACCUGUCAUGUUUAUGAGCCCCAAAGUCCAGUUGAUCCCAAGUAUGCCAAUGUUGGCCCGCGCUCCACCCGGGGAGGGCGACAAGAUUCCAAUGAACACUUCUCCGUAUUCGAUGACCCAUACUUUGUUUCCACAAGGCAAGUACCUGAAUGUAAUGACCCCUCCAGCUAGGGUAUCACUGACUGAUGUUGCUGGUCAUUAUAAGACAGUAGUUCAGCUAUUGCCAAACGGCACUAACAAUAUCAGCACACCGUCUCAUUGUCAAACAUCUACCGAGGUUGCUGCGAGUAAGGCAAGUAGUGAAAGGCGAGCUUCCAAAGCGGCAACAAGAAGUGAACAAAGUAAAGGACCGAAAAUAACCAGUCCUAACAGUAAAACUAAAGCGAAGCCUAAAGCUAGUAGAUACAAGUACAGUCUUUUAAUGAAUGGAGGCUCGUACGAUGGAGCCAUGCUUAAUAAUCCUGUUUUGAACCAGAAGUUGCAGCCCUCUGUCACUCCUCCUGUUUCAUUGAAUGGAGGUGUGCGGCUGAAUCUCCCAGCUGUGUUGACCAGUUCUGGAGUACUGCAGAUAACUGUGCCUAGUGUUGGGAUCGCCAAUGGCCAAGUGCAAAUCUUUGAUUGUGGGCAACAUGCUGAGGUCGUACAACCAACUGUGGUGGCUCCUGGUAUCACAUCCCCGCAGAUAUCAACGGCUGCGACUACAAUAGCCACCAUGCCCCCAGUCUACUCACCCAACACAGCUGUUUCUAACGUAUUAACUCCUGAAUCUAUUGGAAGUGACACGCAAGACUCUGUUUCGACCCCCAAUGACAACACCAGUGCCCUGGACACAAACAAUAUGUCUUUGGAUGAGACAUUGAGAGCUAUGCUGAAAAGUCCCAGAGCGACUGCUUCUCUUGAUAAACAAAAAGAAACCCAUCAACCAAAGAAAACCAAACCACAUAGAACUAGUAGCUCAAGAAGUCGCAAUAAGGGAAAAAAGACUCAACCAAUUUCAUCCAGUGCACCUCCAGUGAUUGUACACAGUACUUCAAGCGAGCAAAGUGGUGGCAGAACUGUGAUAGUGGAUUCUAGAUCCAAUCAAAGUACGGAGAGGGGCCCUUUGUAUCAAACUCAAGUUGCCCAUGGUCCAUUGGUUAGUAGAUACACACCAAAGCAAAGCGGGGAUGGAGUGUCUGCUAAAGGACAGAAUGUGCAAUAUGGGUCGUCGGUAAAUCGUGACGGUGCUUUGGCGGGUCAGAGUGACCUUGGAUCAGAAUUAAUAGGAAAUUCCAGGAUUACACACACUAGACAUCCAGGUUAUGUAACUAAUAAUGACAGUGUUAAUCUUGUGCCUCUAGUAAGUGAUUUGAACAGAAAAGGUGCCGGAACACCAGAAUUGUCUAGGAGACCCGCAUGUAAGCCAGACACUGCAGCUUCCCCUUUGACCGCACCUGUUAACAGUGGGCCAACGAAUCAGAGUCGACAAACUUUGGUGUCAACUUGUGUGACCACAAGCACUAACAUUCAACACAUGGGUAGAGCUUUAAGCGAUUGUUGGAGUAGGACAGACCAUGUGGCACCAAGGGCUACAAGCCUUCCUAACUUUGCAACAGGUUCGAGAGGUGUACCAACUGCAACGACCACACCUCCCGUAGCAUUUCACGUUCCUACAAAUCAGCAUCCGCCCCAGCUGAGAAAUACAAGUAAUGCCUCUGUGCCUUCACCUUUGGGAUUUGAACAAGCAAUGGACAAGUCUCUUGGAGACAGUACUCCAGUGUUGUCCCCGUCAUCUGUCAUGAAACCUAUGCAACCCCAGCGUCCUCUGCAAUCUUUGAAUUGUGUCAUCACCACUUCGAACUUUGUGCCGUUGCCAAACACUAUCACAUCUAGUAUUAUCACAAGACCAGUUUUCAAUUCCAGUGACAAUGUUAUAGUGAGGAAUUCCCUCACUCUUCCCGAUAGAAGCUCCUCUGUCCUGCGACCCCAUGACAGUGUUCUUCCAAGAUCCUCCAUUCAGCCUCAAGAUACUAUAAGACCCCCAGGUAUCAUAGUCAACGCUUCUCAAGGAGCAGCCGUUCUCAAUAGACGAAGUGUUGGGACUUGCACAGCAGUGACAUAUUCUCACAAUACAAUGACAUCGGUACACAGCGGAAACGAAGACUUUCCAACCCUUGUCAAUAGUCCUACCAACUUGAAUGUACCUACCUUACCAACCCCACUGACACAGCAGGGAGCUUUCUUCUCUGAAAUGGAUAGAUCGAGAGAACUGCCCUUUCCGUCCGAAAUAGGAGAGACGUUAAGAGAAGACAGAGUGAUGAAUCCAGCACGCAGACAGCUACAGCUCCUGGAGGAACAUGAAAGAAACCCUCCCACUCACACCAAUGGUCAGAUAGGAAGCCUGGUUCUCAAUCAGCCAAACAGCGAAAUGCCUUCAGUGAUUCCUAGACAGACUAUUCCAGAACCUGCUCUACUUAGGCAAAAUGUUGAUGCAUCUGUUCUCAGACCAAAUGAACCCAACUCCUUGCCGUUGAGAAAUGCUGAACCAAGUUUAUUCACACCACCGGCAACAGUUGUACCCCAUCAUGCAGGCAUUCUGGCAACAGCAAUACUCAGAUCAAGAGCUCUUGAGAGAAACCCUUGGUUAAUGUCUCCACUGAAUGUAAGCACUUCAUCCACAGUUUCAAAUAGCCUCCCAACUACAGCCACAUCAACUCUGUCCACAACAGCUGGUUACUCCGGAGGGACAGUUUGCAGUUCCCAUUCUGCCAGUGCAGUGAAUGAUAGCACUGCUCAUUCACAUCAUAUUGGAGAUGUGCUUCACUUGAGAGCUGCCCCAGGCAUGCAUACAUCACUGGGUAGACCCGCAGAAUCGGGAAGUUGGUGUAUGCCUCCAGAGGGCAUCCGUAACCAAAGAGAGACAGAAAAUUUGAUAAGUAGUCAUGUCUCACAGUUUAACCUCUUGAGGCAAAGGAGAAUGGCAACUCUCAGUUCUGAUUUAGCAGGUGUUAGAAAUUCUGAACUUGAACAGCCUGGUCCAAUUAUUCCAACAGCAACUUCAGGAGAGCAUUUUCAGAACCCUGAUGUUGUUGUACAAUCUGUGCCACUUCACAGCAAUAUUUCAGCAAAUGCUAGAAAUGCCAUGAAUGAAGCACUGCAGAAAAGAACAAGAGCCCCACGCAUUCAGUUGCGAAGGUGUUCAACACCAGCUUCAGUAGUUAGCUCACAGAGUCAUACCAGCAGUGGUGUCAUCACUUCAAACCAGGAGUGCAUCAGUUCGAUUGAAGUGCACCCUCAACUUGGAGCUGAUCGGCAUACACUGACAUCCACAGAUGCUCAACAUGUUGUGAUGGGGCAGCCAAGGCACACCAUGCCCCAUCAGCAUCCUGCUCACCACAUGCAUGCUGUACCUGGAAGCAGACUCUCUACAGAUUCAGUGUCUCAUUUGCCAAUGCCACUAAUGCCUCCUCCAUCAGUUCUGUAUGGAAGUUCUACUCCUGUUCCCAAUCUAUCCAUGACACCUCUCCAUGGCGUACCGCUUCCAGGAGCACUACCGGGUCACUCAAUGCAGGGGCAUGGAGUGGCCCACCAGCUACAUGGCACACCUCCCCCAACGCCGCACCAUGGGCAGUCCACUGGACCUAACCCCCAAGGAACUGUCAACCACAUGUUUGUAUCAACUCCAUUCGGACCUAUCCACCGCUCUCUCUAUAUGCCACCUCCGAGUCCUCACCCCCCAGAUAUCAGUCUCAUGUCUCCAAGAUCUUAUGGACAAGUCCACAUGCAUGAUAGCGUUUUAUACAGUCCUCGUUUCUCUUCGCCGCUGAGGAAUCUACCAACCUCAAACCUGACCGAAGGAAUGUUUAGCUCUUCCCUUCCGAGAAGUUUCUCUGAUGAGCGUUUGGAUACUUGUUGCUCUGUACCCUAUGCUCACUCACCUCCAAUGCAUGACAACUCUGGUCAUAUAUUCCCACCAGGAUUCAUGUCACCAUCAAUGAGUCGAAACCAACCCUCUAUACAGACGAGCCUUUGCAACAGCCUCCAGAGACCAUUUGGUCACCGUGGUCAUCAGAACAUCCCAGAAAGGCACCCUGGCCCAUUCUUUCACGAAGGCAUAAGACACCCCUCUCCACAUCAACUCCACACACCCAUUAUACCAACCAGUAGUUUUUCCAGUCCACCUACCUCAUCAACCAUGACAAAUGUUUGUAGCCCCCUCGAUACCAGUGUUCUGGUGAGUGCUGUGUCCAGUUGUAAUCCCAUACAGCCAAACAGUGUUGGUAGUCUUGUUAAUGCAGUGAGUCCAGCUAUGUCGUCAACAGCAGUAGCAACCCCUGGGAGCACAAUAUCAUCAAGUGGAAGUGAUUGUCCCUCAGCAUUAGCGGCUACCACUAGCCCCUCAAACACCACACCUACGCGGGUGUACAAUGUGGGAAACACUAGUGACAAGUACCUUCCUCUUGAGUUAGUUGUCUCGUCUCCUUCAACGAUAGUAACCACACCCACCCCCGUCACAAUCCCCUCCCAACUCAUCAGCGAGCAGAUCGUCAAAUUUGGUGAUGUUACGCUUGAAUGUAGCCGCCAGAUUCUGCGGGAAUCUGGCCGCACCGUGUUGUGUUGUUGGGGCUGUGACUACCACACGGCCGAGCCAAAGAAGAUGUACAGGCAUCAGCGACGAGAUGAACAGCCAAUGAAAUGCCAGUUAUGCAGUCACAUGGGUCAGUCUCGUUGCCAGUUGAAUCAACAUUUUAAAGAAGAGCACAUGGAUAAAGAUGAAGACCCAUUUAGGUCAUCGGCUGUAACCUGAAGUGAACAAUUCUUUGCUUCAGUACAACAAGAAUUGCUGCAUUAUAAAACCACUGUACUAUCUCAGUUUUCCAUGACUUUAAUGGGCAUUAAGAGGCAAACUUGCCUCUGCAAAAAAGCACAUUAGAAACACACAUUUGUAUUACAGCCUCAGCAAGAUUGAAUCUUCCUUUUAAUUUUUCAGUGAGCACAUAAAACAACCCAUUUAAAAUAUAGCCUUCUUGCACAGAACCAAUGUGACUCUUUGGAACCAUGGUGGAUGCAGACUUACCAGGUAAAUUUCUAUUGUUGACAAUGUUUAGAACACAAAGACAUUUUUUCAGCACAAUGGCUUAACCUUUUAUGUCUGCUGCCACCUAGUGUCCCGAGAAGUCUUUUUUUUUUCAAGAUUGCAAGAUGCAGCCUUUCCCCCAAAAUGAGUUUUAGUCGUCUUGUGCUAUUCUGAUGAAGUAAUGCUCAAAUGAUAGUUCGCAAGUGUUACAGAGCAACCAAAGUAUCUUAUGUCUUCACAGGCGAAAAGUCCAGCAUAACUUUCAUACAAUAGGGGACUUUCGGGACGCUUGGUGGCAGCAGACUUACCAGGUAAAAUCUAUUGUUCUCGGUAAUG
Molecule: messenger RNA, 5781 nt
Organism: Asterias rubens (European starfish)
Lineage: Eukaryota; Metazoa; Echinodermata; Asteroidea; Forcipulatida; Asteriidae
Product: mucin-17-like
Exons: 3
Coding region: 1-5175 (1724 amino acids)
Source: RefSeq, a predicted model, not a curated record